Messenger RNA from Andrographis paniculata, 6226 nucleotides. RefSeq names its product putative callose synthase 8. Lineage: Eukaryota; Viridiplantae; Streptophyta; Magnoliopsida; Lamiales; Acanthaceae. Bases 109 to 5949 code for a protein of 1946 amino acids. Gene Ontology annotation, molecular function: 1,3-beta-D-glucan synthase activity. The record is from RefSeq and is a predicted model, not a curated record. Gene Ontology annotation, cellular component: 1,3-beta-D-glucan synthase complex; plasma membrane. Gene Ontology annotation, biological process: (1->3)-beta-D-glucan biosynthetic process. The transcript has 41 exons.
AAAAUUAAUCCAGCAAAUCAUGCAUAUACACCAAAGAUUCCUCAAUAUAUAUCGACACUUUUCCCCCAUGCACUUCCUGCUCUUCUCUGCACUACAGUUCUCCACACAAUGUCCGAAAUUGUUGUGGCCGAUCCCCCCAUUGACGACCCAAAUAGAGCCAGCACCAGCACCAGCAGGAGGAGACGGCCUUAUACCACCACUGAUCAUGCCAGGCCCUUCACGAGAUCGAUUACCUCCGGCCGGGACCAUACGCCGGAGCCCUUUGAUAGUGAGAAGCUGCCUGUCACUUUGGUGUCUGAGAUUCAGAGGUUUCUUCGUGUCGCCAAUCAGAUAGAAGCCGAUGAGCCCCGGGUUGCUUAUCUCUGUCGUUUUCAUGCUUUCGAAGUAGCUCAUAACUUGGACAGAAACUCAAGUGGUCGUGGGGUUCGACAAUUCAAAACUUCUCUUCUUCAGCGGCUUGAGCAGGAUGAAGAAAUCACAAUUAGGAAGAGGAAGGAAAAGAGCGACUUACGAGAAUUGCGCCGUGUAUAUUGGGAGUACAAAGAUUAUAUCAUUAAACAUGGUGGAGAAUACACUUUGGAAACUCGAUCAAAAUUGACCAAAGCAAGUGUCAUUGCGUCAGUCAUACUUGAAGUGCUAAAAACAGUUACUUCUGCAGCAGGUUCCCAGGCCUUUGCUGAGGAUGACAGCUCAAGAUCUGAAUUCUUUGUGCCUUAUAACAUUCUUCCUCUUGAUCAAGGUGGUGUUCAUCAAGCGAUAAUGCAACUUCCUGAGAUCAAAUCUGCAAUUGCUGCUGUCCGCAAUGUUCGAGGUUUGCCUUUUUUGGAAGAUUUUAAACCACGUACGUCAAAUAUGGAUUUAUUCAAUUGGCUUCAGUUUUGCUUUGGAUUUCAGGAAGGAAAUGUUUCGAACCAGAGGGAGCAUCUGAUUCUUCUACUGGCCAAUUCUCAUAUUCGCCAGACUCAUAAACAAGCUCCGAAGAUUUUAGGUGAUGGAGCUGUGGAUGAACUGAUGAAGAAGUUCUUCAAAAACUAUUCACAAUGGUGCAAGUUUCUAGAAAGGAAAAGCAGCAUUCGGUUGCCGUAUUUAAAACAGGAAGCACAGCAGUACAAGCUUCUAUACAUAGCACUUUAUCUCCUAAUCUGGGGAGAAGCUGCGAACUUAAGGUUUAUGCCGGAAUGUCUCUGCUAUAUAUUUCACCAUAUGGCCAGUGAAUUGCAUGCAAUGCUAAGUGGUGCUGUGAGUUUGACAACUGGAGAAAGAGUCAUGCCAGCAUAUGGAGGAGCGCAUGAGGCUUUCCUAAACAAUGUAGUAUCCCCAAUAUAUGAGGUUAUAAGUAAGGAAGCCAAGAAAAACAGAAAUGGAACUGCUAAUCAUUCGACAUGGAGAAACUAUGAUGACUUGAAUGAAUUUUUCUGGUCUCCACUUUGCUUUGAGAUAGGAUGGCCCAUGCGCAGUAAUCAUGAUUUCUUUCUCGACCACCCUCCAGAAGAUGACAAAAAGGAAAAUGCCCAAACACCAGAAAGAACUCAAGAAGACAAACAUGAUGAUGAUGAAGUUGAAGAAAUGGAACCCCAGGUAGAGAAACCACGGAAGCGGAGGUGGUUAGGGAAAACAAAUUUUGCAGAGGUUCGUUCAUUUUGGCAGAUAUUCAGAAGCUUUGACAGAAUGUGGAGCUUCCUUAUUUUAUCCCUUCAGGCAAUGAUAAUUAUGGCAUUUCAUGAUCUGGAAUCUCCUCUCCAAGUUUUUGAGGCAACAAUACUUGAGGAUGUUAUGAGCGUCUUCAUCACUGCAGCUGUUCUUAAAUUUAUCCAAGCAUUUCUUGAUAUUAUCUUCACUUGGAAAGCCCGAGAAACUAUGGACUCGACUCAUCGUCUGAAAAACUUGCUGAAGCUAGUGUGGGCAAUGAUAUGGACAAUUCUUCUUCCUAUAUUUUACUCUAGUUCUCGAAGAAAAUACACCUGUUAUUCUACACAAGAUCAAAGUUGGCUUGGACAGUGGUGCUAUUCUUCUUACAUGGUAGCAGUUUCAUUUUACUUGAUCAGCAAUGGAGUCAAUAUGGUCCUCUUUUUUGUGCCUGCAGCGGGGAACUAUAUUGAGACAUCUAACAUUCGAUUAUUUAAAGUCAUGUCUUUGUGGACACAGCCUAGGUUAUACAUUGGAAGAGGAAUGCAAGAGAGCCAAGUUUCUCUCCUGAAGUACACAUUAUUUUGGGUGUUGUUAUUGCUAAGCAAAUUUUCAUUCAGCUAUACAUUUGAGAUUAAACCACUUAUUUCACCCACAAGACAAAUCAUGGCGAUUGGGGUAAAAAACUAUGAUUGGCAUGAGCUUUUCCCAAAGGUCAAGAACAACGGUGGUGCCAUUGCAGCCAUUUGGUCGCCCAUUAUCAUUGUAUAUUUCAUGGAUGCUCAAAUAUGGUAUUCUGUUUACUGUUCUGUCUUUGGAGGACUUUAUGGAAUUUUGCAUCAUCUUGGUGAAAUUCGUACACUGGGAAUGUUGAGAAGUAAAUUUGAAACGCUACCCGCGGCGUUCAAUCGCUCGCUUAUUCCACCCCCAACAAAAGAUAAUAAAGAUGGUAUCAAAUUGUGGCUUUGUCAGCCAAACUUUCUGAAGGCUUUAGAGAGCAAGAAAGGUGGAGUUUUAAAGUUCGCCAUUGUGUGGAAUCAAAUCAUAAGUAGCUUUCGGGACGAGGACCUGAUAAGCAACAGGGAAGUGGAUUUGAUGAUAAUGCCCAUAUCGUCUGAAUUAGUGUCUGGCCGAGUCUAUUGGCCUGUUUUUCUCUUAGCAAAUAAGUUAUCAACAGCUCUUAGCAUAGCACAAGAUUUUCGUGGAAAAUACGGCAGUCUCCUGAGAAAGAUUAGAAAAGAUAACUACAUGUACUUGGCUGUGGCUGAAUGCUAUGAAUCAUUUAAGUACAUAUUGGAUAUUCUUGUGGUCGGUGAUGUAGAGAGAAGAGUUAUAUUCGGCAUAGUGGAGGAACUUGAAGAGAGCAUUCGAAACUCAUCACUCCUGAAGGAUGUACGGAUGAGUCAAUUACCAGUUUUACAUGCUAAAUGUAUUGAACUGGUUGAGCUUCUGGUUGAGGGUAAUGAAGAUCAUCAUCAUCAAGUUGUGAAGACUCUUCAAGAUAUCUUUGAGCUUGUAACCAAUGAUAUGUUCAUAAAUGGUUCCAGAUCACUGGAUUCACUCAACACUUGCCUACAACUGGAGGAAGAAAAUACAGAUUUCUUUGGCUAUUUUGAGCCAGAAUUAUUUUCCUCAAAGCAUGCCAUUCAUUUCCCGUUGCCUGAUCGUGGCCCUCUCAUGGAGAAGAUUAAGAGGUUUCAUCUACUACUUUCCGUCAAAGAUAAAGCUAUGUAUAUGCCCUCAAAUCUGGAGGCUCGUAGACGAAUUUCAUUCUUUGCCACAUCUCUCUUUAUGAACAUGCCUAGAGCUCCAAAAGUGCGAAGUAUGCUGUCAUUCAGUAUAUUGACUCCACAUUUCAUGGAAGAAGUCAAGUUCUCAAAGGCAGAACUUUAUUUCAGCAAAGAAGCAGUUCCCAUAAGCUAUUAUAUGGAAAAGAUCUUUCCAGACGAGUGGGAAAAUUUUCUUGAGCGCCUGGGAAAUGAAAUUGAUGAGGAAGAUCUGAGAGAUUGGGCUUCUUUCCGGGGACAAACACUAAGCAGGACAGUAAGGGGUAUGAUGUAUUACCGGAAGGCAUUAAAAUUGCAAGCUUUUCUGGACAUGGCUGAGGACGACGAUAUUCUUCAAAAUUAUGACGCCAUUGAAAGGCCAAAUGAUACUUUGUCAGCGCAGCUUGAUGCCUUGGUAGACAUGAAAUUCACUCACAUUGUUUCAUGUCAAAUGUAUGGAUCCCAAAAGGCUUCCGGAGAUCCUCAGGCAACAGACAUACUUCAGUUAAUGAUAAGGUAUCCGGCUUUGCGUGUUGCUUAUGUCGAGGAGAAGGAAGAUUUGGAGAAUGGUACUCGGCCAGUAUAUUCCUCUGUUCUGGUCAAAGCUGUCAAUGAUUUUGAUCAGGAAAUAUACCGCAUAAAGCUCCCCGGACCACCUAAUAUUGGAGAAGGAAAACCAGAAAACCAAAAUCAUGCAAUAAUUUUCACGCGUGGCGAAGCACUUCAAGCAAUCGAUAUGAAUCAAGAUAAUUAUCUCGAAGAGGCUCUCAAAAUGAGAAAUUUGUUGCAAGAAUUUCUACAAGCUCAAAGGAAUCGUCCUUCUAUUCUUGGAAUAAGAGAGCAUGUCUUUACAGGAAGCGUUUCAUCUUUGGCGAAGUUCAUGUCCUAUCAAGAAACCAGCUUUGUGACAAUUGGGCAAAGACUCCUAGCAAAUCCACUCAGAGUUAGAUUCCAUUAUGGGCAUCCAGAUUUGUUCGACAGGAUAUUUCAUUUGACUCGAGGUGGAAUAAGCAAGGCAUCGAAGACAAUCAAUUUAAGCGAAGAUGUGUUUGCAGGCUACAAUACUACAUUGCGGCGAGGAUAUAUUACGUAUCACGAGUACAUACAAGUUGGCAAAGGCCGCGACGUCGGAUUGAACCAAAUCUCCAAAUUCGAAGCCAAAGUGGCAAAUGGCAACAGUGAGCAAACACUUAGCCGCGAUAUCUAUCGCCUCGGACGCCGAUUCGACUUCUUUCGAAUGCUUUCUUGUUACUUCACUACUGUUGGCUUCUACUUCAACAGCCUGAUAUCUGUUAUCGGAGUAUAUGUAUUCCUCUACGGACAACUCUACCUGGUUCUCAGUGGACUUCAACGAGCGCUUCUUUUAGAGGCCCGAGUGAAAAACAUUCGAUCUUUGGAAACAGCAUUAGCCUCACAAUCAUUCAUCCAGCUCGGCCUCUUAACUGGUUUGCCGAUGGUCAUAGAAAUAGGCCUCGAGAAAGGAUUCCUUAACGCCAUCAAAGACUUUGUUCUAAUGCAGCUUCAGCUAGCCGCGGUAUUCUUUACAUUCUCGUACGGCACAAAAGCUCAUUACUACGGACGAACAAUUCUUCACGGCGGAGCUAAGUACAGGCCGACAGGGCGUAAAGUUGUCGUGUUCCAUUCCAGUUUUACUGAAAACUACAGGCUGUAUUCGAGGAGUCACUUUGUGAAAGGUUUCGAGCUCACACUUCUGCUGAUUGUUUAUGAUCUUUUCCGACGAUCUUACCAGAGCAGCAUGGCGUAUGUACUGAUAACUUAUGCAAUCUGGUUCAUGUCGAUGACUUGGCUGUUCGCGCCAUUUCUUUUCAAUCCAUCUGUGUUCGACUGGGGCCGGAUCGUCGAUGACUGGAAAGAUUGGAACAAAUGGAUCAAGCAGCAGGGUGGGAUCGGGAUUCAGCAAGAUAAAAGCUGGGAGUCGUGGUGGAUCGAGGAGCAGGCGCAUCUUCUUCACUCGGGGAUCACUUCCCGACUGAUAGAGCUGCUUUUGUCGCUAAGAUUCUUUAUGUAUCAAUACGGGUUGGUUUAUCACCUCGACAUAUCUGGCCAGAACAAGAACUUUGUCGUCUACGUGCUCUCAUGGAUUGUUAUAGUCGUCAUCUUCCUUCUGCUCAAGGUAAUGAACCUCGGCCGGCAAUAUCUCAGCACUACUCAUCAUCUGGCAUUCAGACUCUUCAAAGCCUUUCUUUUCCUAGGCGUUGUCGCCACGAUCAUAACCCUGUCGCUCAUCUGUCGUCUGUCCCUCAAGGAUCUCAUCGUCUGCUGUCUUGCAUUUCUCCCCACUGGUUGGGGCAUGAUUUUGGUGGCGCAGGCGUUGAGGCCGUUGAUCGGGGGGACGGGGCUGUGGCAUUUCGCGAAGGUGUUUGCGCGGGCGUAUGAUUAUGGGAUGGCAGUAGUUCUGUUUGCACCCAUAGCUGUGUUAGCUUGGCUGCCCAUAAUCUCAGCCUUCCAAACCAGGGUCCUUUUCAACGAAGCAUUCAGUCGAAGGUUGCAGAUUCAGAGAAUUCUUCCUGGAAAGCUCAAGCGCAGGACCUCCUGAUUCCAAUUCCAUGGCUUUACUUGCAUAACAGUGUAUAUAUAUAUAUGUAUGUAUGUAUUUAUGUGUAUGUUAGAAAAUUCAACUUAUUGGUUCAUGUUGUAUAAAACAAUCACAAAGUCUACAGGUUUAUUUGAAUUUAAUUAAUUUUCUUAGAGCCCCACGGGAAUAUUAUUUUAAAUACAAAAUAAUAUUACAAAACUAAAUUAAAUAUUCUCAAACCAACCAAAAGAAUAAAAAAAAGAAGAAACAAAUUCAUUGCUACAUAUAUCCAUCCAAA